Molecule: messenger RNA, 1663 nt
Organism: Cephus cinctus (wheat stem sawfly)
Lineage: Eukaryota; Metazoa; Arthropoda; Insecta; Hymenoptera; Cephidae
Exons: 2
Coding region: 1020-1463 (147 amino acids)
Source: RefSeq, a predicted model, not a curated record
UCCAGUUUCCCUCGGUAACAGAUCGUACGAGUGUGCGCCGAGCCAACGGGCACCCUCGACAAGCUCUAUCGCAGAUGAUCCAAUUGAAACGCGAAGGAUAAGGCGAUGCUGCAUGGAGAAAAUUGAAUCGUCGGGAAGAUCUCUUUAAUGGCUGCCAGCUUAUUUACUCGGUUUGCCUCAACGUUGCGUAGCCCUAGUCUUUCCCGGGGCCUCUCCUUUGAUCACGUUUCUCCUUUUUGCCUACAUCCAUCAGUAAUCUGCCACGUCCCUGAAAUCCUCACAGCAACUCUCUCUCUCUCUCUCUCUCUCUCUCGCUCGUCCUCUCUCUUUCUAGCUGUUCACCAAUGGUAACCACUCGACAACGCGCUACUCGAGCUCGACUAGUAAACUCCUCCAGUCCCAUUCCUUUAGCCGGCAAUCCUUGCCUCUUCACCGCGUGGCGUCAUGUACGCUCUCGCGGGCGAGAGAGAGAGAGAGAGAGAGAGAGAGAGAACAAUAUGCUCACCAGCCCUCAACUCACUCCGUCUAACCACGAGGCCAUCUUAUUCGUCUUAUCCUCAUCCCACUGUUACUCUUCCUCCUAUAGAGAGUCCAGAGCGAGAUUCCCUCUAUUGUGAGUAGGCAUCUAGAAGUAACGGAGGCAAGAGAGAGACUUGAAGAGAGAAGAAGAAGAGAGAAUGACUCCUGGAGUCUCUCCGAGGGAUUGCGGUGCAUGUAUAAAAGAGGGAUUUCCUAGAAGCCAAGGGAGCAGAGCCUCGCUGGUCUUCUGUGGCUGUGGUAUAUUUUAUACGUUUAACGUUUGCGCGCUACUGCGCAACGCGUCCGCAAGUCCGUGCGUGUCACUCAAAACUUCCAAGUCACCAAUAUAUCUAGCCGACUACCGUAAUAGCUUUUAUGUCAGGAUAUCCUAGAUAAGCUACGACACGGUUACGUGCUCUUACUAUACUUUAAGCUGUCCAUAAUUCCCACCGUUAUUUUAGAGCUCUCCCGCCGUCUCUCUAGCCGCUGGUAAGCGCUGCAUGUCCGCUACGACGCCUGUCAAUUCGACGUCGUAUUUUCACUCGUUAGAGAGUCUGCCGGGCCAGUCUGUGUCUACAGGGUGUACGAACGAGACGGGGUAUCUUGUAGUUCCUUGGGGAAACGACCAGGCGAAAUAUUUUACGCGAUCAAACGUCUGUUAUCUAUGGGAUUGUUUUGUACGUGAAACGGAAUGGAGAGAGAAGAGGGUUAUACCUUAUUUUGCGGUCUGCCCUCCUAUUGUGACUCUCAUCAAAAAGACUGCCUUUCAUCCACGAGAUUUCCAACUGCUAUACAGUGCUUCGAUAGCACCCGCUGACGUCCUACAACGAUCCCCAAAGCUGCCCAUCAACCUUCAAGACCUUUUGGUAUUUUUCUUACUUGGCCCAAGGAAUUCUAUUUGGAGUCGCAAGGACCUGAAGAAAGUAAGUCCGGGGUCAGGUUAGGUUGCCUUGAUCUCGUGCCCUCUUAUCUGGACGCUAAAGAAAAAUUUACUCUACCAUACCAGACGGUUUGUGUCUGCUUUUGACAAAGGGGAAACCAAUUACUAGACUUAGAUCAUUGAUUUUUGGAUCUAUCUCAGAGAUCUCUUCGAAAAAGAUCACUAUCAACAGUUACCCUCUUUGAAAGACCAGCUACGUAUAUU